AUGCUUUUCGCUGGACAGCGACAGAAAUGCUUCGCACAGUCCUUCGUCUUCGCCUUCGUCGCGCCGGGAUCACCGCCAUCUGCGCCCAGGAGGUCCAGCACUUCGGCUUCGUCUUCGUCGCGUUGGUUCAUGGAGCCUGUCGGAAGAGGUUUGAUCAGAUGCCCCAUCUACAGAUGGUUUGACAUCAUCUACAGAUGGUUCGUGACUCAGCACAAUCAGCACAAUGCUGCAGAAGGGCAGGCGCAGCUCAAGAAGGACAUUUCGGCGACGAGCUUGUCGUCUUCGGCUUCGCCUUUCGGCGAGCCGAAAUUUGUUUCGUGGGUCGACAACAAAUACGGCGUAUUGUGGGAUAUCUCCAACGGGCUGAGAGGGCUCGCGCAGCAGAAGCCUUGGCACCUGCCGCACGGCAUCGAACGCCUCACGACCGACGAGGAGGGUGCUGCCGGCUUCUCGCUGGACAACUUGGAGGAGCACUGGAAGUGGGGCCGGGAUGCAAUUUUGACCGCAGCCACCACUCACUUUUUGCGGGACGACAAGUCCCGCCGGUUCUCGCUCUACGAUGACGAUCGAGGGAGGUUAUGCGUGAAGGUGCACGCCCAACCUUCGCGGCGUGCACCUUUCAACCAAGGCAUCGAACGCCUCACGACCGACGAGGAGGGUGCUGCCGGCUUCGCGCUGGACAACUUGGAGCAGCACUGGAAGUGGGGCCGGCAUGCAAUUUUGGCCGCAGCCAACACUUACUCUUUGCGGGACGACAAGUCCCGCCGGUUCUCGCUCUACCAUGCGGCAGAGACGGCAGUGACGGCAGAGGCGGCCGACCUGAAGAAGGCGGCAAAGGCAAAGGCCGCGAAGGCCGCGAAGGCGGCGAAAGCGGCGGCAAAGGCAAAAGUAAAGGCCGCCGCAGCUUUCACAUCUGGGCUCAUUUGCGGUUACUCAUGA
Molecule: messenger RNA, 939 nt
Organism: Symbiodinium sp. CCMP2592
Lineage: Eukaryota; Dinophyceae; Suessiales; Symbiodiniaceae
Source: the annotation of a GenBank genome assembly